Messenger RNA from Trichobilharzia szidati, 489 nucleotides. The record is from the annotation of a GenBank genome assembly. NCBI's taxonomy places the organism in Eukaryota, Metazoa, Platyhelminthes, Trematoda, Strigeidida, Schistosomatidae.
AUGCGUGAAAAUCGUGAUGCGCCUGUAGACACGAUGGGUUGUGAAAGACUGGCUAGCGAAUCAGAAGAUCCAAAAACAAAAGCCGUGUAUAUAAAAAAGACAUGUGAAAUCCUAAAGGAGAAAUUUGACUCAGAUAUUCCAAGAAAUGUUAAGGAAUUGUGCACACUGCCUGGUGUUGGUCCAAAGAUGGCGCAUUUAGCAAUGCAAUGUGCCUGGAAAGAAGUAACGGGUAUUGGUGUUGAUACACAUGUGCACCGAAUCGUCAACCGUUUAAGAUGGACUAAGAAACCAGCUAAAACCCCUGAAGAAACUCGUGUUAUGCUAGAAGAAUGGUUGCCAAGUGACUACUGGAGAGAGAUUAAUUGGCUACUAGUCGGUUUCGGUCAACAAAUAUGUCGUCCAGUGAAUCCGAAUUGUGUGGAUUGCUUGAAUCGAUCAAUCUGCCCAUCUGCGUCAAAAGUGAAAGCAACAACCAAGAGUAAAUCAUGA